Molecule: messenger RNA, 6403 nt
Organism: Acanthopagrus latus (yellowfin seabream)
Lineage: Eukaryota; Metazoa; Chordata; Actinopteri; Spariformes; Sparidae
Gene: p2ry4
Product: pyrimidinergic receptor P2Y4
Exons: 4
Coding region: 332-1408 (358 amino acids)
Biological process (GO): G protein-coupled receptor signaling pathway; transepithelial chloride transport
Cellular component (GO): plasma membrane
Molecular function (GO): G protein-coupled UTP receptor activity; G protein-coupled purinergic nucleotide receptor activity
Source: RefSeq, a predicted model, not a curated record
CCAGUUCAGCCCCCCGCUGCUCUCCAAGCCUCCUGCGCUCAGUGCGGAGCGUGUCUGCAGCGCUGGGUGCCGUCAUGGAGUCCGACACGACCUCAGCCGGGAAGUAACUUUAAAAAGAAAGAAAGAAAAAAGUUAUCAGACGUGAGAAAUCUAGGAGAAGACGGACGACAGGGGGAUCUGAGAGGAGCUGCUCGGCUGGAGAGUGAAACUGUCCGGAGGUCGACGACUUGUGGCAGAUCUGGGAUCAGAAGCGGCGCGACAGCAGCAGCGCGUCUGCCGGGGUUUGGUCUUCUGCUGGUUCGGGAGAGCUGCACUGGGAAGUCGCCUCACGAUGGAGACGCUCAUCAGCAGCCCCGACACACGCAACCACUCGACGGCGUUCACCUCGGUCUUCAACUCGAGCUGUCGCUUCAACGAGGAGUUCAAAUACAUCCUGCUGCCGGUGUCCUACAGCCUGGUGUUUGUGUUCGGCUUCGUGCUCAAUGCCACGGCCCUGUGGCUGUUCUUGAGGAUGCGCCCGUGGAACCCCAGCACCGUCUACAUGUUCCACCUCGCCCUGUCCGACUUCCUGUACGUCCUCUCCCUGCCCACCCUCAUCUACUACUACGCCAACCGCAGCCACUGGCCCUUUGGACUGGCUGCCUGUAAAAUAGUGCGCUUCCUGUUCUACGCCAACCUGUACUGCAGCAUCCUCCUCCUCACCUGCAUCAGCGUGCACCGUUACCUGGGCAUCUGCCACCCCAUCAAGGCGCUGACGCUGGUCAAGUCCCGCCACGCCCACAUGGUGUGCGGCAUGGUCUGGGCCGUGGUGACCGUGUGCCUGGUGCCCAACCUCCUGUUCGUCACCACCUCCAGGAGGGACAAUGACACCCUGUGUCACGACACGACCAACCAGGAGUCCUUUGAAAGUUACGUGGACUACAGCUCGGUUGUCAUGGUGCUCCUGUUUGGCAUCCCUUUCCUUGUCAUCGUGGUGUGUUACUGCCUGAUGGCGCGGACCCUUUGCCGGCCCAGUAAAGGAUUAUCUUCAAGCCGGCAGGGCGCCGCCACGCGUCAGAAGUCCAUCAAGCUCAUCAUCGUGGUGUUGGUGGUGUUCGCCGUGAGCUUCGUCCCGUUCCACAUCACGCGGACCCUCUACUACACCUCCCGCGUGUUAGAUCUCAACUGUGACUUCCUCAACAUCGUCAACUUCACCUACAAGAUCACCAGGCCGCUGGCGAGCGUCAACAGCUGCAUCGACCCGAUUCUGUAUUUUCUUGCCGGGGAUCACUACCGGUCCAAACUCAUGUCUGUUCUGCCGGGAAAAAGAGAGACGACGAGCAGUCAGGCACAGCCGAACAGUAACCAGGGCAUCAAUCUGGUCUAUAAGAACCCGGCACAUAAAGGCGCUGGAGAGAUCGACAGAUAGUCGGAAAUCUGAAGAGUUCUGUUGCUCUAGGCGAAGCUAACAUUACUAAUGAGGAAGCAGCUGUUUGGGUUUUUUCUUUUUUGUUGCACUGAGAGGUUUGGAAGAGACUCAGUUCACGUCUCAUGCUAGCAGUUCACAGACGUCAUCUCCUGUAGGGACAUUUUAUCAAAGUUUCAGAGAAAGACGACGCGAUUGCAGUUUGCAUCGCGCGUUGUACGAGGCAGCUUUGUUCCAAAAUAAAAAUGCUCCGCCGUCUACAUUACUAUCUAUUCGACAGGUAUUUGAAAACUGCAGGACAUUUUCUGAAGAUCCCAAAACAAUUAUCGACAAAACGACAGAAUUUAUUGCACUUACCGACUGGCCUGUUUUUUCCUUAUCAGUCAGAGGCAGGUCAUUAUCGGUGAUCGGCGUGGCACGGAAAAAAAUAAAUCCCUGUCUGUACUAUCUGUGGUUAACGGACAUAAUGUUUCAGUUACUCUCUUUUUUAAUAAACUUACUGUCAGUCUUUCCUAACAAAUCUGAGCCCUUUCCUUAUGUACAGUCUACCAUUGAGGCAUUUUAACAUGAAGCUCGAGCUAUAAUAAAACUGUGUAUUGGGAAAUGGUGUCUUAGAUGAAGAGUAACGGGAACAGAAACUGAGAAACUGGCAGGUGCUUUAAAGUAAAUCACAGAUGAUCCAGUCAGUGAAUCGUUUGUCAUGUUCUGUCUCAACAUUAAAGGCCACGUCUGACCGGAGAUGACAGAUCGCCUGGCGUUGCCUCAGCAGUGAGACACUUGAAUGAUGAGGCAAUCCGUCCUGUUGUAUCAACAGUGUCUGCGCGUUACCCAGAAACACUGAACCUCCUGAUACCAGCUGUUUUUGUCCUUCAGCACUCACAGCUGUCUCUCGUUUCGACUGCGCAGAAAAAUACAGGAGAGGCUGAUCUGGACCAGGCGUAUCGUUUCAAACCUCCCACGCCUCAUUAGAGGGACGAGGGAUUUUCCUUUUGUAGCUGCCUUACCUUUGGGACUGAUACGUGGAAUCUGAAGGCCUGUCUCUCUCAGGCUUGACUCCUUGAUAGUUUUGCAGGAUGUUAACAGGAGUUGGAGGGGUUUUUACUCAGUUCCUCCACCCUUGUUUCACAGUUGAUGUGUGCUGUUUCAUCGCACAUCUCUGCGUCUUCAUUGUGUUCUCAUCUAUCUGUCUACUUGUUUUCAAUGUGUUGUCAUCAAGUGUCACCACACGAGUUACUGGUGUGAAUGCAACGAUGCUCUCUGGUCUGGUCAGAUCGAUAUCGCUAAGCUCUAACUUCUCAUUCACCCUUGGAGUGAUGCGAAACUGGUCUAUGGGUUCAGCAGAAAGCUGUUUUAAUUGACCACUUCUGUAAAACCUGCACCUCAAUGCAUUAGACCGAAACUAACUGUAGUCAUUGUGACCUGAAUAUAUGCAGAUCAGUCGAUGUUUGGGAAAUGAAAGUAGAAGUAUGUUUUCGUUGGAAAUGGCAGCAACAUGCGAGAAGCAAAGGGGCAUAAGGGAAAAACAAAAACACUACACAGUUAUCAUGUUAUCAUCUCAACGGCAAGAAGAUGAUGCAGGCUGCUGUUUAGAUGAAGUUGUAGAUUUUUUUUUCCCAUAUAGCAAUUUUUCCCUAAAGUCCCGUAAAAUCUGCAGAAUAUCCACACUGUGUGACACCUGAUACACCUGCUAAUCAGCAUUUUAUAUUUGCUUUUCCAGCAUUUUAUGUAUUUAUUUACUUUAUUUUAAUAGAAGCACUGACACAUUAGAAUAGGUUGGAUAUUUUACUUUAUUUUAUUUAUUAUUUCAUUUUAUACACAUAAUGUAAAAAAAAACCGAUGACCUGAUGUAUUUGGAAACUUCUGGAUUUGUUUUCACAAUCAACUUUUUAUUGCUUUAUUUGUCACAUCAAGAUCAUUGCUCACACGGCACCAUAAUCCAGUGACCUGUACAUACAAAGUGCAUGGAACACAAACUAUACACAAUAUAUGUCACCACUGUCUUGCAAAGAAAAAGAAAAUACAUAAUACACAAACAAACAAAAAAAAAACAUCAGAAGAUUUCCCAACCAACAGCGCAGAGCCACCGCAAUGAAUCACGUACGACCUCUUCUGAAACUUCUGGAUUUUCACAGGAAUUUAAAAAAGAUGAUUGUAAACAAAAAUCUCUGUGAGUUUUGAGACUCCUCGUCAGACGUUUGAAGACGUCCCCUGAGACUCUGGGGAAACGGUGAAGGACUAUUUCACAACAUUAAACAAUGUUUUACCACGGCACAAAAGUUACGACUGACCCAGUUGCCAGUUGAACGAAUGAGUUAUAAACCUGUAAAAGGCAGUAAAGUGAUGACGGGGCUGCAGCAGCGAGCUGAAGCUCGACAAUAAUAAUAAUCACAGUUGAAGCCUACGUGACAAUUUACACUGUUUGUAGAGAUGACAGCAUAUUAUUCAUAAUUUACAAACAACGGAUCAUCUGAAACUGUUAAUGAUGAUUUCUGAGUACAUUUACCUUAAUACUGUAUUUAAGUGCAUUUUUGAGGUACCUCUACUAUAGAUAGAUAGAUAGAUAGAUAGAUAGAUAGAUAAGGUCAUCAUAGCAGUGGUACAAAUACAAUCAAACUGUAAGGGCAAACAUAGAUAUAAAAAAGUAUUGCACACAAUAUGCAAACAAAACAAUAGAGUACUAAAUACAAUAAAAUGCUGAAGCAGUUACAAGAAUAAGAUAAAAUACUGAGGUAAACUUCUACUCAACUACAAUUCAGAGACAGAUAUGAUGAAUUUUACUCCACUACAUUUGUCUCAAAAAUAUAGAUACUUUGCAGGAUAAGAAUAAUACAACAAAAUGUUUUUAUUUACAUUAAUACAGUUUGUAGUCAAUAAAUUACAUUGCAAGGAAAUUCUCAAACUACGCAGCAGAUCAACCAAAGUCGAUAAAACACCUUCACCAGGUGAUAGCCACAUAUAUGCAUCAGUAUUUAUAAUCCAAUAAUAUAAAACAGAUUUCCUUUUGGUACUUUGUGUUUAUUUUGAUGCACAGAUAAAAAAAAAUAAAUAAUAAAGCACAACUUUUACUUGCGCCAGAAUAUUUUGACACUCUUUACAUCUUCAGCAUGGGAACCAAAUAAAAAGCCCAACCUGAUACAUCUGAUGCGCUAACCUGACACGUGACCCGGGUCCUGAUGACGACGGAUCAGACAACAGAGCAGCCCUGUGCUCGCUCCCCUCCUGUGACGUCAGCUCACGAGCGCCUCCCCGUGGCGGGGUUUUGUCACCAGGAAGUGGUGUUCAGCAGCAGGUCAGCCAAGACAAGAGCCCAGCUGGCAGCACCUCGAGUCAGCUAACAGCACCUGACACGAAAACUGCAAAGAAAGUCUGAAAGAAAAACACAUUUUUAUUCAGUGGAACGUGUUGCUGAAUUACGCGCAACGCGUAUUUUUGGCCCCUCGGGGCUGCAAAAACAAGGAGACCAGACGGAAGAUGAGCCCAGAAACACGGCAGAGACGACGAGGGAUUUCAAGGACGCGCGGACUUCAAUUUAAUCGAAGAGGCUGAGAGUGGAGUGGAAGAGUGACACACGGAGGAGAGAAGUUCAUUAUUCCGCUGAAAAGGAAACCAAUGGCUUUCACAGUCGCCAUGGCAACCGGCCUUUCUCUCGCUGUCAGACCUAUGAUAAGGUUUGGGCCUGAAAGACGUGCCAGACCUGCUGCCAAAGCAUCGGCCUCCACCUCACCCUGCAGACAUGGAUGAACACACGCAUGCAUACACAGACACGCACACAAACUCACACACACACACUGUGAAAACCUUUGCAUUUCUCUCGCACGUCUUUCCAAGCAUGUAAACAUACUUUACUUCCUCAUAUUUACAUAUAUGUCCAACACUCAUAUCUGCACCAGCCCCUCUGCUGCGCACCCACAAACACACACAUUCUUGCUAUUUCCACACUCCGUCUAUCUCCGUCUGUGAUGACGCAGCCGACUCUGUGCUUUCAUGCCUCGUGUCAGACGUAGACACCGAUCGGGCCACAUUCACACGGCCUUCCGUGUCGCAAACGUAAACACACGCGUGUGUUCGCUUUGCCAGUUGAUUCUCAGGCAUGUCCUAUUUUUAAAACGGUGAGCACACCUACACACAUUCUCCCAUGCUUGGUCACACCCACCGCGGCCCAGGUAAGACUCUCCUCGUCUCAGAAGAACACCCUGCACAGUUGUAAGUCAGGGGAAAAUUAGUCAGGUAAAUCUUGACACCUGACACUAGUGGUCUCUCUUUAAGGUUGUGUGCAGCACCGCCUCCAUACUUAAUGGUACAGCACCUACUGAUUAUUGCAUGCUCUGAGCUAGUCUCAUAAUUGCACAGCACAUACCUGUCCGGGGUGUAAGCCCAUCCGCUGAACAUGGGGCCCCUCUGGUACACGGUGCAUGGUAAUGCCACAACUGGGUGAGGCAGCCUCACAUGUGUCAUUUAGUGUCAGCCCCCCGAUUCUCAUGUCCUAAAAGUUGUAAAGAUUUUCAACCAGCGGAUUUUUAUGAAAAUAUUUGAUUUUCAAAUAACCAGUAACCAAUAACCAGGAUCUCAGCGGCUUUAGACAAUACUGACAACACCAAUCCGGCCUUUAAACUUUAAGUCCUGAUGGUUUUUUUCGACAGUCCUCUGGCACGUGAAUCAGUGCUCAUUUCUGUGGUUGUUUUCAUGACUUCUGAAUGAGUCACGGUGUUUGGUCGAUCGUGACACAUGCGAUACGCGGUCAGUUGUCUGUGACCACAGGAGCUUUGUAAAUAUCACUUCGGACGGCUCUUUUGAAGUUAUUCUGGGUGAUGCGUUUUAUUUUUUUUUUUAUCAAUCAGUCUCUCCUUUAACUUUCAAAUCAGAUACCUUGCUUAUCUAGGUGUCGUGUAAGAUUAUAUCAGUAGGUGGUUUUGGCUCCAUUGCUCGUCAUACAGUUGCAAAAUUGCUCCAAAACACCCAAGCUCAUCCAUGUUUACUCUAAUAAAUAAUUGUAUAUAA